AUUUUACCUGCUAGUCCUGUCGCUGUCAUUGGCCAAGAUGACAUUUCAAUGACGUUUGACAUUCUUGACGUGUAUGUCAAACCACAGAUUGCACUAAACGUUCUUGUUUUUCGUAGAUAACGGAUAGUAACGAUUGUUUUACCAUUUCCGCUCGGAAUUUUGUGAUAAGUGACUUUUCUUCAGUGUAAAAAAUUUCUCAAGGAAUUUAUAUACUAUGUAAUGUUACGUAAUAUAUAAAUUCCUUGUAAUUUACAAGUUACAAAUCCAGAAAUGUGGGUUGACAUGUGGAGUUCGGUGGAGAACGGGUCGGAAGGACCGCGGGCGGCGCCGUGUUCCCGCGGGAAGCACUCGGCCACAUUGCUCGGCGGCUACGUAUAUGUACUGGGAGGUCGCGGCGCCGGUGGCUCCGUCCCUCUGCGGGACUUCUGGAGGUACUGUUUAGCAAGCGGUGUAUGGGAGCGUAUAGAGGCGCGCGGAGAGGCCCCGCCGGCUCUGCAGGAGCACAGUGCCAGCGCGCACGGCCAGCGACUGUAUGUGUUUGGUGGAGAAGCAGGUGCCUUGUCCAGCGAGACACCGCUCUGGAUAUAUGAUACGGAGAUUCGAGUAUGGCGCAAGCUGGCAGGCCAGCCGACGUACACGACAACACUGCGACGACGCGGCUCGAAGGACGCGCGCGGCGCGUGCGCUGGCCCCCGCGGCCGCCGCGGCCACUCGGCCCACACGCUCAAGGACUGCCUGCUUAUAUACGGGGGGUACAAAGACUUGAGAGGGUCUACAAAUGAGCUCUGGGCUUUUCAUUACGAGUCGGAGUCGUGGCAGGCGGUGCGCACGGCGGGCGCGGGCCCGGCGCGGCACCGCCACGCGGCCGCGCUGCACCGCGCGCGCCUCUACGUGCACGGCGGACAGUGCGACCUGCGCGACUGCGCCGACCUCUGGCACUACGACACCAUAUCCCGUGUGUGGACGCAAGUCCGCACUCCAGCCAAGUUGUCGCCGAGCGCGCGCAGCGGCCACGCGGGGCUGCGUGCCGGCGCUCACUUCUACAUAUUCGGCGGGGAGGCCAACGGCCACUCCACCAACGAGCUCUGGAGGUUUCAUUUUGAAUCGGAAACAUGGGAGCGAAUAGUCCAAAGCUUAAAGUGGCCCUCCCCGCGAGUGGACUGCAGCGCGCUGCUGGUGCCGUGGGCGCCGUCGCGCGCGGCGGACGCGGCGGGGCGCGGGCGCGGCGCGGCGCCGCCGGCGGCGGGCGGCGGGCUGCUGCGCGAGAUCUCCAAGCUGUCCAGCGUGCACCUGCGGCGCGGCGCGCGCUGCUCGUACAGCGUGCUGGCGGCCGAGCGCGACUCCACCGAGAGCCUCGUGCGCCACGAGGCCGCGCUCGCCAAGUCGCACUCCGCCUACGCCAUCGACGAGCGGCAGCCGGCCGACGGCCACGACGGGCCGCGCGAGGCCGACCCGCCCGACGGCCGCGGCGAGCUCGCGCGCGAGCCCGUCUCGGUGCCCGACUUCGUGGACGUGGUGCCGGCGCCGGCCGCGCCGCCCGCGCCCGCCGUCACCAAGCUCGUGUACCUGGACUCGGACGAGGAGGAGGAGGCGCGGCGGCGGCGCGCGGCGCGGCUGCCCAAGUCGGCGUCGGUGCGGUUCACGCGCGGCGCGGCCGGCGACGAGGACGAGGCGGAGCUGUCGACGUCGGACUACGCGAGCGCGGAGCGCGUGAACCGCGUGGCGGGGUUCAGCAACCCGCACUACCUGGGCCCGGACGUGCGCGCGCUGGGCGCGGCGCGGACGCCGGACUCGGGCGUGGGCGACGCGCUCGAGCUGCGCGCGCUGGCGCCGCGCCGGCCGGCCGCGCAGCUGCACGUGCUGCUGCUGGGCGGCCGCGAGCCGCCGCACCUCGCGCUGCUGCAGGCACCGCUCUCCAUGUGGACCUACCGCCUGCUGUAGGCCGCCGCCCCUGCCGUCUUCUCGUCCACUCAGUAGGUUCUAGGCUAGUUCGUGAGCUUCUUUCGCGGUAGUGUAGCCGUCGAUCGUAGAGUAGCUUGCGGCUCCGAGAAUAAUGAUGUUACGUCCAGCGGAGUCUUCGAUAUACUUUCCAAAAAAUUGUUAUUGUCUAGAUUUAUAGAGCGAAUGUGUAUUGUUCAGCCCGACGGCGGCGAGCGAGCAGAGAGAAUUCGUAAAGAUGUUUCAUAGGGUCGUCGCUCACUGGCCUGCGGCGACAUUCUUUGAACGAGUAACAAAUGCUACCUUCUUAAAAAAGAAUAACUAAUCUUUUAAUACGCGUUACGUAUUAU
Galleria mellonella (greater wax moth) is the source of this 2288-nucleotide messenger RNA. RefSeq names its product rab9 effector protein with kelch motifs-like. Lineage: Eukaryota; Metazoa; Arthropoda; Insecta; Lepidoptera; Pyralidae. Bases 271 to 1941 code for a protein of 556 amino acids. The record is from RefSeq and is a predicted model, not a curated record. The transcript is spliced from 7 exons. Gene Ontology annotation, cellular component: Golgi apparatus. Gene Ontology annotation, molecular function: protein binding.